AUGAUGGAUGCAGAUACUAGUGGACACUCUGACAUAUCUAUAUGCAGUGAUGAUACAGAAUUUCUUCUUGGUCAGAAUGUGUCUAUCAGGGAAAUAGAUGAUGAUGAUGUCAUCCAUGCUCAUGAAAAUGUAAAAAUCCCAUUAUCUGUUGGUAAAUCCUACCAUUCGUCACCUCAAUGUUCACCUCAAAAACUACAGCAAGUUAACUCCAGUAAUUUGAGAUCUCCUCAAAGAAAGGGAGGGAAUACUAAACCGGGGAAAGGACAGGAUGUUAUACAAAGAUCACCCAGUAAUAGCAAACCAAAGCAAUCUUCUGCAGAAGAAUCAUUUAAGAGUAACAUCAAAACAAAAGCAGAUAAGAAGUCACAACCUCGACAGAAUUAUGCGCCAAAAGAAAAUUUAAAGGGGCAAACACCUCAGACUAGUUAUGGCUCAGAACCAGCAAGAUACAAUAAAAAUGGUGAAAGGACACCAAAAAGCAAGAAACAAGUUCCAGAUAACCUUGCCAAGCAUCCACAUGGUGUAGGUAACUUUCAGUCACCAGAGAGUCACAAAUCAAUUCAUGCACAUCAAAAUGUCAUUGGUAGUCCAACAGUAAAGUCUGAAUCACCAUACAAAUCAUCGCAAUUAAUUCCCCCAUCAAGAGACAAAGCAAAUGCAAAGAGAAAGCAAGUUGAGUUUGGUAGGUCACUAUUACAUGAACACUAUAUUCCUGGCAAUCAGAACAACUGGGAAAUUGACUCAGAGAUAUCAUUAGAAUUAGUAAAUGGUGAGCAAAAGUUUGUAGAAACAGAAUCAAAUGAUUUAGAAAGUCAAAUGUCUGAGGCAACUGAAGAUCUGAUGGCAGGGCAGGAUGAGGAUGAGGAGGAUUUCACUGAGAAGCUCAAGGAACUUAACUUAGCUGUGAAUUAUGAUGCUGGUACAAAUGGUGAGUAACUUUCCAAAGCUUUAUCUCCUUCCUCUAAAAGAAUCUGCUUAAUUCAUUCAGCAUUACAUGUCCAAGCUUGUUUGGCAGACAUCUUACAAAAGAGGAAAGGAAAGAAAUUCUUUUAACUUCGGAAAAUGUUUUAAUAUGUACAGAAUACUUUGAUGACAAAGUAAGAGAAGGAGCAGAACUUUUAUCCAAGCUGUUUGGUGGUCAGGUGGAUAAUUACUACAGCUCCUCCAGGUGAGUUAGAUUGGUUUAAACUGCUUAUCAAGGAUUACAUUGGUUUUGCUUUAUGUCACUCACAACCAAUCAGAAACAAAACUCAAGUUAUUUAAACCAUGAUAACUCAUGUUCUCCCACAUUCAAGACCAUUAGCAUGUUCUUACUCUUUGUCAGAAUCUUGAUUAUUUCCUUGUAAUAAUUGUACUCUUGCCGAUUGGCCAUUACAUUUUCUUUCAUUUUGGCCUCAGGAAACUCAAUCAAUACUCUGUCCAGUUAAAAAUUUAUAUCAUUCUUCAACAUCAUUUGUAAUAAUCAUGGCAGAGUGGUAACACAAUUAAGUAUUACUCCUGGGUUUGAACCAUUAACAGUUUUUGGCAUUUUGUUAUGAAUUCAGUACAAGAAAGAGAUUGUAACCAAUAUUUAACCAUUCCUGAUUCUUUGAAUUUAACUUCUCAUCACUCUGAUCUAGAAAUGAGCUAAUCAUGUCGACUAACAUCUCUACACAUAAUGAUAAUCGUAUUGUGAAAAGACAGCCCUUGUACAUGCGGACAUUGAAAGUUGGGUAAGAAAACUGAUGCUAGCACAUUAACAGUUGUUUAAUAACAUACUUACAAAUAUUCUGAUGAUUUAUUUUACUGACUUUAAGAAGUUAAAGGUUUGCCUAGUGAGAAAGUAACCCUUUGAUUCCCAAGAUAAUAUGUAAUACUGAGACAAACUGACUGAUACUACCAGUCAGUGGAAUUUAGCAUUUAGCUAGUGUUAACAGGUUUAACAGUGUUAGGGUUUUCUGUCUAAUAACUGGACUAUGAUUCUGAAUCAUCCACUAACUCCAAGUUGUCUGGAAUCUUGCUCUAAGGGGGACAGGGGAGUGGUUGGAUGGAGAGUGUGCUGGAACUUAACAAUACUCUACAAUUGUGAGCCCAGGAUAUCAGAAAAUGUUUAUUUGUUUUGCAACUAUUUCUGAAUACCUUUGAUUUUUCUGAGUGCAACCACAUAAUUUUACUCAUAUGUGUGGGUAGUCAGUUGAUUGCAUAUGAUUUCUUGUAGUGGUCAGUCUAAGAGUUCUGCGUCAGGAUCAGCAAGUGUCCAGGAAGGUAAGGAUGUACAGAGUAUAGUUAAAGGUUUAGACUCUUUUUAGUUUAUAGCAAAUUCUCCUGGCUUGCUGGAUAAAGAGUGGACCAUUUUCAGACUUAACUAGUGCACUUGAAUGAAAAUGAUGCUGAUGAUGAUGAUGAUGAUAACUUCAGAGAGAAACAAGUUAAAAAGUGAGCAACUUUUGGAAAAGUUAACUUGAGGCAAAGACAAAGUAAAAAGCUCCUUCAAACUUGGGGAAAACAUCCAUUGUACCGAUCAAAGGGACCUAAAAUCUUGGACUAAAUUUUCAGACCCAGAAAAGAAGAUAGAGAAAUGUUUGAGAUGAGGCUGUCACUUCAUCAUGAAACCUGUUAUGAAAACAUCAGUCUUGACUUGAUUCAAACAUAUUUUGUUUUACAAGAUUCCUAUUUUAACAGUUUCUAGAUCUGACAGUCAUCUUGAGGAAAGGAGAACUCCCAGUCACACUAGUAGCACCACACAGCGCUCUCUUCAACAAUCCAUUUCACCACAAGUGCAGUCACGAACAGAGGAACAGAAUAGUGGGACCUUAACAGAUCAAAGCAGCUCCUUUGAGUCCAGUGUGUCAACAGCAGCUAGAGGACAUAGAUCAACUAGCCAACGUAAAGAGGUGCGAUUUAGAGAUGAAAUAACAUCAUCGAAAGAAAUUAAGCAGCGCGACCAUCGUGUGGUAACAGAUGGUGAGUUUAUCAAGGAGACCUCUGCUUUUAGAGCAGCAAUGAACUAUGAUGAUGAUGAUGAUGACAACACUAGUGACAAUACUGAGGAGCAAAGAGAUUAUUAUUAUGAUCACAAUGAUGAGAUGAAUUAUACUCAAAAUAGAAGGAUGAUACCAGUGCAAAAUCAAGAUGAGUUAGGCAGAGAAACUGUCCAUAAUUAUGAACAGAGAGUAAAAUCACAGUCUUCAUCAAAGCAGCGAGGUGAGGAUUGUUGUAGGUUAUGGAAUGCAGCCAUCAUUAUAUAAUUAACAAACAUAUUUUGUGUUGUUGACUGCGUCUGUUCAGUUAGAGAUCACACAUGACAUCUAAAUGUGGUGUCCACCAAAAAAAAAUUUGGCAUGCUGAUGUCCUUACCAUGUUUUGAAAUCUUCUGUGAUCUAUUUGUGAAGAGACACAUGCUAACAUACAAUCUUAUAAAGAAGCAAAAGGUUGUUAAUGGUGACAUUGUGUAUGCAUCUCCUUCAAUAGAUCACAAGUAAGCACCAAUUUAAAUACAUACAUAACUCAGCUUAUUCAAAUGCAUGUUAUAGCUUAUUACUACCCCAUACAACACACCCUGGAAGUAAGAAAACUUUAACAUCGCAACAUUGUGAGGUGUAAGUGCACUGGGUGCCUAUACACAACAGAAAAUGAGCACUAGUUUGCCUAACCAACAGUUGGCUGUCUUUUACACCUGUGCUAAUUGAGCUAGAUGUAGCACUUUAUUCACCUUUAAACACACACAGGAGAUCUGGAUCUGUAUGCAGGAUUCUUGACAUGUAUGAACUUAGUGUAUGACUGAGACCACCAACAAGUUUUAUUCAGCUCAGUGGUAAAACAUCUGACUAUAUAACAUAUACACACAUUUUUUGCAGGGACAUCUCAUCAUCGUACAGAUGAAAGUUUUUCAUCACCACACAGGAACAGGACUGAGCAGCGGUAAUUAUGAUGGCCUUUAAAUUCCAUCUAGAAACCAUUUUGUGCUCAAGGGUUCUUGUUGUCCUUGGGUUUGCAGGUUUAAUGUGGAGAAGUUUUCUGAUAGUAAGAGUUCCAGAAGGUUGGACUAUCAGGACAAUGGACCAGCACCUGCAGGAUUUAUGACAUCAACUCCUCACCAAAAACUUGAGCCUGUCUUUUCAUCACCCAAGGCUUUUCAGGUUGGUUAAACCAUUUAGAAUUGAAUAUCUACUAGUUUUGAUAUUCUGGUUAUUGUAUGGAAACAAGGGCAUUAUUACCUGCUUUGUAAAUGGUUAAUAAGGGUAACAAGUCAAGGAGAUCAAAUGAAUUUUUGAGUUCCUCAUAACUAAAGGGGAUGGAUUACUGAUCUAGAGGUCUGGGCCCAAGCGGCAACAGGGUUUUUUUUGUGUUCUUUAGCCAAACACUUUAUACUCACAGUGCCCCUUUCCCCUCAGGGCCAGGUUUAAAGCUGGGUGAAGAAAACCCAGGGUUAGUGUUAAAUAUGAUUUCAGAUCUGAAAGCUUUGAAAAAAAUUCAAUGUAUCUAUUUUUGUCUACAAUUUGAUGAUAAGAUGUUCUGAAAAGAAACAAAGAAAAUUAUCUGAAGAAGGCUUUUAAACAAAGGAAUAAAAAACCAGGUUUAAAAUUUAAAUAUAAAUGGUACCAGCAAUCUGUCAGAUAAACCUUUCAAGAUGCUGAGGGAUUUUCCUUAAUGAACCAGAAACUUAUCCAGGAUAAGAGGACAUACCUAACCCUACUUGAUACAUCAUUCCUUUCCACAUCACCCACCAAAAGCACAAUGCAUUAUCUCUCUAUGAAAAAAAAAGGGUUUCUUAACAGCCAUUACUCUAAUAAAAAAUAUUACAAGUAUGUUUAUUUCCUUAGGUAGAGAAGGUGGAGGUGCAAAAAGAAACUCAGAGGAUAAUGCUUAAGGUAAGAGGUUUAAGGAAAAUUCAGUUUCUUUAACUUAUAAUAUAUUCCAAUAAAAAAAAAACAAGGAUGUUGAUUUAACCCAGGAACAGUUCUCUUUCAUUGUGCAGUUGGUUUUUUUUUUUUUUUUUUUUUUUUAACUCAUCCGCUGGAUAGUAAUUUAUCUGUUGGAUAGCGUUAUCCACCCUUGGAACAACUGAACCUUGGCAAGUAUCUCUAUGUUGCCUCCUCCUCUGAUAGAUGGGAGGUAUGGGAGGAUCAUACUGAGUAAAGUCUAAUUUCUCCACCAAACUUCACCCCUAAUUUACACAUUAAGGUCAUGAGAAAAAAGAAAAUGAUCACCAACUAAAGAAACUCUUGAUUGUCAAAAAUUCUUCUUGUCAACACUUAAGGAAAUGUAUGGAGAACAGUUUGGAGAAUAAACAUACUGAUCAUAGAGUGUAAAAGGUUGACUGUCUAUCUGUACAUCAUUAAGCAGUUGCUUAUUUGCGGUGAUUUUUCUGGGGCACAUGUAGUCCUGGCUUGACAUUUACUCCUUCUCCUCUGAAGUGGAUCUGGGUUGUUCUUUAUUAUAGUUGCAGGAGAAUGAAAGAAAGCUUAACAGAAGCUUACAGGAGGUUAGAAACGUAGAAUUUGAGCUCGAAGAAGCUGCAUCAAGAAAAAAGGUAAAUCUUUCAUUGUUUUAAAGAGAAUAGAGACAAUGAAGAGGCCUUGCUAAACUAGAGUCAUCUUAUCCUCCAAUUAGAUUGCUAUCCAAGAAAUUCAAGUUCUUGAAGAAACGAUCACACGUAAUAAAGCUGAAGUCAACUCUUCCGAAAAUCUGGUGGAACAGUACAGGCAACAAGCAACCAAAACUAGGCAAGCUUUGUUUGUCGAAUGCUUUAACUUUAUUUUGGUUUGUCAAGGUUAUAACGUGUUAAUAAACUGUAACCACAAAUGACUCCAAUCUCGGCUAGGUUGGUCUUAUCCUGGUUUUGUAAGCCCCGUGGGAGGGGAGGGGAGGGGGAAGUGGACACUCAUUUUCUUUGCUUAGCGUCCUCCGGGUGUAUUUCUGGCGCCGACGCAUUGAAAAUUAAUUUACUCGUGUCGUGUCUGACACAUUAUUUUACAUGUUGUACAUCACAGAUCUCAACUUAUGGACCUUGAACUACAGCGAGAUAACAUCCAACAUGAAAUCAAAGAGCUCCGAAACUGUCUCGCUAAACAGAAACAAGAGUCGAAACAAGUUGUUGAAGUCGAAAAGAGAAACGAGUUGAAAGUCUUAGAGCUGAGCAUAGAGAAAGAUAAAAUUCAAAGCGAAGUGGAGUCAUUACGAUCUCAAUUUAAACACGCUGAGAGCAAUUUUGCUCAAGAAAAACAGAAAUAUGUGGAAAAGCUUAGACUGGCUCAAGAACAACUGCAAGAGGAGCAGCGAGCAUCGAAAGACAGUGUUGAAAAACUCAAACAGGUUGGUGGAAAUGUUGCCACAAUACAGCUUUGAAGAGAUAAAAAUCUUGCGCGGUAUGUGAGUUGGUGUUGUAUUAAGUGUGAAGUAUAUCGGAGUCGAUUUCGCGUAAGAAGGCAAACAAUCAAAUAUUGUGAUCGCUAGGGUGAGAUGGGUCGUGAAAAGGAAUUUUGUCGGGGAAAGUAACUGCCGUUUUGGAAACCUUAGUGGAUAGUGGAAGUCAUCGUCAGAGCCACAUGAACAACAAAUAUGAUCUUCUGCUGUGUUGAUACAUUUUCUUUCUUCUCCUUUUUAUAGCAACUUGAAGACGAACGUCAGAAGGCUCGGGAUUCUCACUACGAAAGAAUCAAUGCCAUUCACAAACUACAAGAUGAAUCAAAAGAGAUGCAUGAAAAGGAAGUCGAAGUGCUAAAAAACAGAUUUGUGAGGGUGAGUGAUAACACGGAUGCCAACACUUCUUUCCUUUUAAUGCUUCAACCCCUAAGAGUGACUGGCUUCUAAUCUCUCCUCACAAUGUCACGCUUAAAUCAAACAUUAAGGCCAGGAGAAUUGAGGAAAUUAGCUCUAAAUAAAAAAGCUCUCUAUUUAAAAAAAUUCUCCUUUUCAAGACGUUAUGAAAUGUGUAGAGAACAGUAUGGAGAAUAUGCAUACUGAUCUUAGGGUGAAAGGGGUUAACUACUUCUCAAAAGUUACAAAAUUUUAAGGAAACAGCCGACAAUGUAGUUUGCAGGAGUAUAAACCUUUCAAUGUUUUUUAUUAUUAUUUUAUUUCCGGAAGGUGAUGUUUCAUCGUCAUUUCUUUCGUUCUCCCUGCUGGAUUAUCACUGACUGAGUCUUCAAUACAAAAUGAAAGACCGUUUCUCUUUCCGUUUUUUUUUCUUUUGUUUUUAUUUUUGUUGUUGUUGUUGCACAGGAAAAAGAAAUGGAAUUGGAGACGCUGCGUGAAAAAAAUCGAAGAGAUACAGAAGGACUUAAUAAAAAGUUACAGGUAUAGUUAUCCAUCCAUCCAAUCAGAAACAUGGUCCAGUACUUCUCUGCAGAAAACUGGCCUGGCGUUGAAAAGUUGAACCCUUUCAAUUAUAGGAUCUAGAUAGUUAUUCCACUUUAUGGCUGCCUCAACGUUUGUUUGACUUAAAAUCUGAGAAUUUGAUGUUAAAGCAAACAAUGAUGAUUAGAAUCUUCACCUCUUCUAAACUGCGUAGAUAUUGAACGAAAGUCAGUCACACCUACGCCAAAAAACACGGCACGUGAAAAAAUUAUUUUCCUUUUGUUUCCUAUACUAUUAACUCCUUCACCCUCCGCCCUCUCGGCAUUGAGGCUUCUCGUCUGAUCAUAGGCUGUUUGAAGGGGGCGGAGAAGGGGCGUAGUGAUCGAGGUACGCGACCCCACCCAGACCUCCCCUCUUCUGCUGCGCUGCUAUCAGGCCUCGGUAACUUAUUGAAAGCCAAGAACGGGGAAACGAUAAUAUUUGAGAGUUGUUACAGGAUAGCUGUACGCAACGACGUUUUACUUCAUCAUAGGAACAAGACCACACGAUAACUCAUUUACAGAGCAGCUUGAAAGAGUACGAGGAGGAAAUAGCAAAACUUAAGACUCAAGUAUUCCAAGAACAACAGAAGUUAUUUGAUUGUGAGAGCGAAUGGAAAGAGAACUGGGCAAAACAAGACACGCACGCCAAGUCCUUGAGAAUUGAGGUACAUGAAUCUUUAAAUAAAGUUUCACUGCCCGCAAAAAUGUAAAUGCUUGGAGUAAAGCAAACAUGCAAAAAUCUUGUGAAAUCGAAUGAAAGUUUUUUUCUUAUUUUCUGGUUUGUUGAAAAUUAUAUAGUUUAACGUACAUCUACUUAGAACGUAAUGGGCCAAUAAAUGCCAAACGCGGGAAGCUCCACGAAAACCAACAACGAAACAUUUCUUCUUGGGUCACAAUUGAACAGAAAAAGAGCAACUUUUAUGUAGCUUGGGCAAAUUUAAUGAAAUGCGCUCAUAUCGCUAUAAAGUGUCGUCGAUCUUUGUUCAUGGGUUACAAUCUUUGAAUUAUUUUCAGAUUGACUCUCUGAACGAAAAAGAGACAUUUCUUCACGAGAAGAUAAGAAGAACCGAGCAGGUUAGUUGAUUUUGUUAUGGUGAAUUGAAUUGUUGGUGGAAGUAGCUUUGCCUGUAAUCUGUUCCUGACUGAAGCGUGUUUUCAAUCUUUCAGCUCCUAGAAGAGAAAGUUUUGGAAUUGAAAAGACACGAGGAAAAGUCUGCUUCUCUGUCUGAAGAGCUCAAUCAAGUUAUGAAGGUAAGCAGAAGACACCCCGUUAAGUAUUCGAGUAACUGAAUCGAGCGAACGAUUAGCGAUUCUGUUAGAGAAGGGCAUUAUUAAGUUUGUACGACAACCGAGGGCUUGUAGCUGUCUAGUAAGGCCAGGUCAGUCCUACUUACACGGAUGAGCUAGUUGAAAUUGUCGAUACACCACUGUCACGGUUGACCCAAAGGCCAAUGAAGUCAUUUUGAAUCCCUUUUCGACCUCCGCUGAAACGGACUGAAUAAAAGGCUUACAAGUUCCCCUCAAAAGAUUUCCUGGAACUCUUUCCUUUCUCUGGUAGAAUAAAGAUGAUGAAAUUGUAAUGUUACGGGGCCUGGUUCGUCAGCAAGAAGACGCCACAAGAUUACUGGGAGAGAGGAUGAGAAACGAAGCACAGGAGCAUGUGAGUUUACAGAAAGAUUGCAAUUUAAAAACAUAGCGUACUCUGCAAUACGUCGAUUUUAUGUUACUCUUGAUAAUAAGCCAAGGUUCAAUCCUCUCUAAUUUUAAACCUGAUGGUACCCCUCACGAUUUUAAAGUUAUGGCUAGUAAGAUCUGUUCCUAUUAUAACCGUCGUAGAUGAUCUUCAACUCUAGAAGGUUCCAUGUAAAGCGCCUUUCGAUUGAGUGUCGUAAAACCAAAACCAACAGCCAAUCAGAAAAGGGAAAUAUUAAUGUGAACCAAUAAGAAAAACGAGUAAACUGCGCAAAGCGCGGGAAAACGCGAGUAAUCAAAGCGCGACAAGGAUUCAAACCUUAGAUCUUUGGCAUUUGUAGACUGGUGCGCCUCUAGUGAGCUAAAGGGAACUCAAUGAAAUUACUGAGCCGCAUGUCAGAUUCAUAUGUGAUUAGCAUCCUGCAUACUACCAUGAUUAGCAAUGUCAAAAGCAUCAAGCGUGUAAUUACACAAACUAAAACGGUCGUGGAACGCCGAAAGAAUGAUGUCGAUCUUUUGUCAUCAGGCUCUUUGGACUGUUUCCUUAAAAUAUUUUUUAAAAGAUUAUGAGUAAUGGCUGAUCGUUGUUUCUGGCAGAUUCGAAAUGCUCUGGAAAAGGAACGGGAGUCAACAGACCGUGAGCGCGCUCGGCACCAGGCCAAACUGGAGGAAAUACGCGACAAAUAUGAAUCAGCGCUGAAGCAAGUGAGAGAGGAACUGGAGGCUGAGAGACAAGGGCACCAUCACCUUAAUGCUUCAGUCAAUAAAAUAAAAAAGGUUGGUGGAAGAAAGUUGUCUAUCACUGCCAGUAACCAGAGUCAUUUGUGUUGACACAUCAUGAUUGGCGUUUCACACUUUUGGGGCUCAAAGAAUUAAGGAGCUUUGUCGCCGCUUCUGUUUCUUUCAAAAAAUGCCUAAUCUUUCGAAUCGGUGCCCUUUUACUCCAUUGCCAUCCAUUUGUGUUCCCUUUCAUUUUUCUUUUGCUCCUUUGGUCUUUAUUUACACAUUGAAUCGGUUUCUUUUAAUCAACAAUCAUUUUCAUGUAUCUAAAGCCCCACUUGAAAUAUAGUGAUGCAACUCUUUCAACAGAGGACAGCUUUUCUGGCGCAGUAAAUUACGGGUAUAAUCACUCUCGGUAACUAGAAACUUUGAAUUUGGGUGUUACGAAGAAAACCGGGAAAACUGUGCGCGCUCUUGACGCCGAUGAUUUAGCUCCUUACCUUUGGACGGACUUUAGGAAUGUUAUUUGAUCGCGUACUCUCAGCUUAUUAACUCUAAACUCUGGUUGUGAGGCAAUUUUGGUAUUGUUUGAUCACAGUGUUCCUGCCUUACAGGAAAUUGAACGGUUGCGAGAACUGAACCUGCAGGCUGAACAGGAAAAAGUGAACGCUGUGGCUCAUGUUAGAAGUGAAGCUAAAGAAGAGAUUGUGAAGAUGAGGGAUAAAAUACAGGAGGUAAUAGAGAAAUGAGGGACCCCCAUCAGCAUCUGGGCAACUGCUCACCUCCCCCUCCCCCUCCCCCUCCCCCUAACCCAACAGUAACCUUAACUUGUUGUCAAUUGACUGUUGUUGAGUUAGGGAAGUUGCCCAGGGGAUAGGUUUACAAUACUACAGUAGCAUCUCCUUUGACCAGACUCUUUGGAUAUGUGAUAUUGAUGCCCCCUACCCCUUUUAUAUAUUCCAAUUGACGGCCCAUACUGAUAUUGAUCCCACUCUUUUAUAUAUUCCGACAGACGGCCCAUACAGUACAUUAGCCUUUCAACACAACUUUCGACAAAGAAGUGACGAUAUCCUUUUAUCGAUGAAAACUUUCAAUGGAAAAAGGAGAUAUUUGUAUAAACCUGGUAAUUGCUAACAGAUCAUUUGUUUGAUUUAUUUAGCUGACCGCAUUGGCAGAAACCUCCGAGAAAGAGACCGCCAUGGAACUCACAGAGGAGUGUCGGAAAACGGCCGCGUUGCUUGGAGAUUCUGCUAACACUACCCCUGUGAGGUAAUUACAAAUCAGAGGAGUGCAUUUUGACCGGGUCGUGAAAUUAAAGCCAAAUAAAAUCUUCCCGCCAGCAAAUCAGUUCAAAGAUAAAAAGCACAAUUGACCAAUGAGGGCUUAGAGAGUAACAUUACCGCCUAAUGCUCAUCUGAUUGGUUGAAAGAGUGACGCAGGGUUUCUUGACGAAUCACAACGUUGCAAAGAGAAACCACUGCAAUCCUUUGGACAAUCAUACCAACUCGAAAAUCCCGCUAAGAUGUUCAAUACCUAAUCGGUUUCAUUUGUAAAUAGAGUCUCGGUAAUUUUAGAAUACUUCCUUCUAAACUGAAGCCAAUUUUUUUUUUUUCUUGUAGGAAUUUGUCAAACAGUUAUGUUGGUGAAAGUCCUCGAUCAACCACUGACAGUCCUGCCCGGGAGGCGCUGGUAACUAAUAAAGUUGUAGAUUUGUUGAAAAACGUUACCACCACAUUCAUUGAAAACUCUUUUUCCGUUCGAAGACUGCUUAAUGAAACCUGCUUUGGUAUUUUCCUUCUCGCCAUGAAAAUAACGUGCUCCGUGUUUCCUUGCGUUGCAAAGCAGGCUAAUUUAAGAUUUGUUCUUCUUUUAACUCAAUUACAGCUGAAUCUGCGCUCUUACAAUGAAGAGUUACGACAGCAUUUGAUUGAAGCCCGUAAGGAGCUGGAGCAAAACAAUAGAGAACUGUCCCUCAAGAAACAGGUAUUUACCAUUAAGGAGAGCUAGGCAAAAUGUAUUUCACCCUUAGGAAUGGGGAUCGUGGGGAAUGGAGGAAAUAUGUCAGAAGUGUGACAGAUCGUUAGAUAUAGUAAGAACGGAAAUGUAUAUUGAACUCAGCGUUCAGAUCAGUGAGUUGGAAGAUCAAAUUUUGUCCAUUGGCUGAUAAAGUAAACCUCUAACUUGUAUGUAAACUCGAUCUCGUCUGAUUCAAAGUCUUGCCCCAAAAAAUUCCAUCUUAUCGCAGUAAAGAGACAGUUGAUGUCAUUAUCGUUGUCGCUUUACAGGAAAAUACUUUUGAAUCACUAAUUAUCAGCUAGGAAAGUAUUGGACUUCAAAAACUUUUUCUUUCAGUAUGCAAUCUUACGAGGUGCAUAAAGAUUGCUUAACAACUGCACUCAAUGAGGUAAAUUUAUGACAACCAAUUUACUUUGAAACGUUGCUCAAUCAGUUUCAGCAACCAAGUAACGGAGACCUCCUCCCUCAACAAGUGCAACUGUUCAAAAAGACGCUUAUUGCGAAGGUAGGAAUCAACCAAACAUUCUGGCUAAUCUCGACUUUCUAGGAUUUCUGAUGUUCUCUCUCUCUCUCUUUGUCGUUUCAGGACGAAGAAAUAACCAGAACGAAAAGGUAACAAAACUUUUUCCUUUCCUUGUGAAGAUUUUUAAAAUGGAAAAUCAAUGCUUGAUUGCUUGAUUGAUGUCUUCCCUCUUCAACAGGCAGCUGCAAGAGGAAAGUGAAAGGAAUGCUUUACAGAUCAAGUCAGAGAGAACGGUGGGUAAUUGAUCACUUUGUGUGACGAUAAAUCAGUUACUUAAAGGGGCUAGGUCACGCUGCCAGUUUGUGCACUGAGUUCUUUCAGUUUGACACCUAUAGCUGUAAUUGGGAAUGAACUUCAAUUAGUUCUCUGUUUUAUCUCAGGCAUAUCAAAAGACCAUAGAUCGCCUGGAGAGGGAACUCAAGCACGCAAAGGCUGCGGUAAAUGCAACUUCUUGUCAAUAGCAAUAAGAAAGGAAUAUUAUCGUGUCUCUUGGCUUUUCAAAGUUUGCUUCCGAUGAAGGUCGUGAUGUUUCGAUUGCAUAGCAUUGUAUUUUUUAUACUGACCGAUUGCGUGUCGCACAGGAAAUUUUUUUUUUUUGUUACUCCUCUCUCAUCUAAAAAUCAUCUCAUUUACUUAGACUCCUGCUGGCAGCCCCAUGGUAAACGGGACUUCCUCUCCUCCUGAGAGUGGCGUUGGCACCAGUCUCAGUUCGACGACUCCAAGCCCGAGGCCUGGGGAGGACUCUAGCACGGCGCGUCUUUUGCGACACUUACAAGGCAGAGUGCAACAAUUGCGGGCGCAAAAUGACAGUCUGCGGAAGUCAUCUGAGAACGAGUCCUUAAAUGACAGUCACUGUAGUGUGAUGUCAACGGAGUCGGUAAGAUAUUAUCUAGGUACACGUCCCCCAAGUGGGUAUUGUGCCCAUUACGAUUGUCUGUUUCAAUCUCGCUCUGACGAAGGGCUAACGCUCGAAAAGUCAGCUUCAGAAACUCUUUACGGUGGCCAAUUUAUAUUAUCAACUCAUUUGAUUAAACCAAAUUAUCAUAAGAUAGUAUCGCAAUAGCUUUUCUUUUUCUCGAAGUUUAUUUCUGAUAACCUCAUGUAUUCCCUGAAACUGAAAAGUCCUUUUAACCCUUUAACUCCCAGGAUCUGAUUCUUAAUUCUCCUCUCUGGCUGCUACACAAUUCCUCGUAGGAUAGUUACAAGAAUUUGGUGUUUGAUCAAGUUAAAAACUUCUACUUGAUAAGCUGGAGUAUUCUCAUCACCUGUUUGCUGGAUAAUGUAUGGAUACUAUAGGAAGAAGUUACAUGUUAAUCACUUCUGGGUGUUAAAGGGUUAAUAACAGACCAGAAAGGCCAGAGAGCCGUCCUGUUGGUUAUUUUCUUCCCUUGCCGUGUCUUCAUCCAACAAAGAGAUAUUAAGAGAAACUCAGAUCACUAACAUUUUACGUAAACGAUACAGAAUUUGACCAGUUCUGGAGCUAAGAACGGCUCUGACUUUCUUCAGAUUUAGAUUUAGAUUAAAUCAUGGCUUCGGGUUCGUAAAUUUAUCAGGACUCUCAGGAAACUGGCCACCAUUUUAGACGUAUGUCUCUUUGCCGACCCUUAAAUUCCAUUCGUCCCUCCGUCUCUACUUUCUUUUCCCUUUCUUCUUUAACUUUGCAUUUAUUAGUAUGAUUUGGUUCUCGUAUAGUUCAACGGAGGCGAUGCUGAAGAAAACAAAAGACUUCUCGCUGCACUGAAGGUAAAUAUAUGAUUCCAACGUUCAUCUUUGUCUAUUCCGUAAACUUUUUGUCCAUCAGGCUCUACUCCUAAAUAUUAGGGAGUUCGUUGAAUGUCAUCAUGGAAAAGAUGAAUUGAUCAAAUUUUAUAAUCUCGAAAGGGUACCAUCCCCAUCGCAAGAUCAGCCUUUUGUUCUUAUUGUAAUUGCAGUAUUUAUGAUGUUACUUUGUGUUUCCGCUACAGACAACAGAGGACAAGGCACAAAGAAACGCAGCCAUGUUGAGUCAGAAGAUGAUGGAGAUGACCAAGCUACAGAAAAUGCUCACGCAUGCGACUAAGGUAACCGUAAAUGUAACGCUACGUAAAAUCAGGCGCGCUUCGUCUAUUAAUUUAGCUUUAGGUUCUUUGAGACGUUAAUUCACUCGGUUUUGGCUGUUCUUACGAGCCUUGAUACAGUUCCCUCUCCGUUUCAAAGUUUUUUUUUCUUCCAUACGAUAGUUUGUCAAGUGUUUGUAUUGACAUAGCGUGGAAGAAUUUUAGUGUUUCCGCGCUGUUAGUCCUGAAAUUGUCAUUUGGUUGUCCAGAGUUUAAUUCCGCUGUAAGAAACCAAAGUUUCUAUAAAUUUGAACUAAAACCUUGUAUGAAUGAAAUAAUUUUUUCUUUUAUUUUACGCUACAGCCGCCAUUGACACUAGUAAUAUGCAACCUCGUAAAAAAUUUUCAGGCUCAAAUAAAAGAAUGUUGUGCAAAGUUGCAACGUUUUGUACCUGUUUUGAUUUGUUCAAUGGCAUAUUCAAUGUAUGAUGUGCCAAUAAAAGAUAACACUUCGCGUUUCGCCUGUGGAAACCUGGAAUCUUAACAUAUGGCUUAUCUCCUUAAUGUUACUUCGGGUUUUCUCAACCUGAUUCUAGAAAAAUAACCUGAUUACAUACCACUAGCUGUCACUUCAGCCGAAAAUCCUUGCUUACUACUCACUGUUGUUGCAAGUGCUCAAGCUACAUCGUCUCUGUGAUAACGUCUCUGUUGCACAACUCUGCUGAAACGAAAACCACAUAUCGGGGGUGCCAUGGUUGAAUUUUCAAAUGGGGCACGUGACACGAAAUUAGAAAAUGGUUGUUUGAAGUCGAUUUGUUGAUAAGAGUAAGCGAAGACUCCAUUCAUAAAUCUUGAUGCACCCUUUAAGUACCAAUCGCAACUUUUACCCAUUUUAAUAGUUAUCUUUCUAUUUUGCAGGAAAACAUGAAGCUGGAAAGAGCUUACGCUGCCUUACAACGCAAAAUUAUUGACAAUGCAAGAUAGCACAAAAUGCCUUUGUAAUAUUUUAAAAUAGUCUCAUAUACUUACGUUAUAAAGCUUUUAUUAUCCAUUCAGGGGGUAUCUUUCGUCAAAUGUUUGUUAUAUUUUUUUGGAGUGUUUUUCGAAAUUUGAAGUUAUUUUUACCAAUCGAUCUUUUUAGUGCUUAUCUCAAUGGAUUGAGAGAUCUUAAUCAUUUGUUGUAUCAGCCUAACCUCUUUAAGCCAUUUGUAAACUCAGAGAAGGUUGACUACCUGAGUAUAAUUCGCUGAAGUUUUUACAUAGAAUGUUCUGAUUGGUAAACGGGUGUUACUCGAUGUUUUUCAGUUUUUAAGGCCAGAACACACUCGAUGACAUAUGAUCACGACAGGUCUCUGCCAUACACCAUGUAAUGUAUACUACUUCCAAAACUAGCCGCAGUGAGCCACCAAACUCAAACCAGUGACGUAUUUUAGGUAUAAAAUUAUGUUACAGCUACAGAGACUUUCUCGCAUUUUUUAAAAUUAUCACUGCGAUUUGUCGCCUCGUGUCUCGGCCUUGAAUAUUCGAAAUGAAGACCUCAUUCGCUCGAAACUAACCAAAAAACCGGGCCAAAGUAUACGAGUUUUCCUCAAGUCAAUAAACAGAGGCAGUUAC
Pocillopora meandrina is the source of this 15919-nucleotide messenger RNA. Lineage: Eukaryota; Metazoa; Cnidaria; Anthozoa; Scleractinia; Pocilloporidae. The record is from the annotation of a GenBank genome assembly.